UCUGGUCUUCCUCAAACCAUAUCAUUCAUUGCAGCGUUCUCUCUCGGAUACGCCACCAGCAUAUGUCUCAGAGACCCAACGUCCCACAUUCCUCUUCCAUUGCAUUUGGCCUCCAUUCCCAUCUCCUUGUUUCCAGUGAUAUGAACCCCAACUCCAACUGGUCCUCUUAGAUUUUCUUCUUCUUUUUCUUAAAAGCCCUGGAGAAAGGGAUUUAAGCAAAAAGAACCCAUCUUUUCGUUUUUUCACUUGCUGGGUCCAGUUUGAUUGUGUGUUUGGUUUCUGAGAAAACUUAGAGAUGGGUCUCAAGGGCUUUGUUGAAGGGGGUAUUGCUUCGAUCAUCGCUGGGUGUUCCACCCACCCGCUCGACCUCAUCAAGGUCCGGAUGCAGCUCCAGGGUGAGACGCAGGUUCCCAAUCCCGCCGUUCAAACUCUCCGUCCAGCGCUCGCUUUCCAGACAGGCGCCGCUCCCACGGCUGUCCACGUGACUCGGCCCCCGCGCGUGGGUCCGAUCACCGUCGGAGUCCGGAUCGUGCAACAGGAAGGGGUGGUCGCUCUCUUCUCCGGCGUCUCUGCCACCGUCCUUCGCCAAACGCUGUACUCCACUACUCGCAUGGGUCUCUACGACAUUCUUAAGAAGAAAUGGACUGACCCAGCUACCGGCAACAUGCCGCUCGUAAGCAAGAUAGGAGCUGGACUGAUCGCCGGCGGGAUCGGGGCCGUCGUCGGAAACCCUGCCGACGUGGCCAUGGUCCGAAUGCAAGCCGACGGCCGCCUCCCUCUGGCCCAGCGCCGCAACUACAAAAGCGUUCUGGACGCCAUAACCAGAAUGUCCAAACAGGAGGGAGUCACUAGUCUGUGGCGCGGCUCCUCCCUUACGGUGAAUCGCGCCAUGCUCGUCACAGCCUCGCAACUCGCCUCCUACGAUCAGAUCAAGGAGACAAUCUUACAAAAGGAUCUGAUGAAGGACGGCCUCGGAACGCACGUGACGGCGAGCUUCGCCGCCGGAUUUGUAGCGGCGGUGGCCUCAAACCCUGUGGACGUAAUCAAAACCAGGGUGAUGAACAUGAAGGUGGAGCCGGGGGCGGCGCCACCGUACACCGGAGCUUUGGACUGCGCCCUGAAAACAGUACGCGCAGAGGGACCGAUGGCCCUCUACAAGGGGUUCAUCCCUACAAUCUCAAGGCAGGGACCUUUCACUAUUGUGCUCUUCGUCACACUGGAACAGGUCCGCAAGCUGCUCAAAGAUUUCUGAUGAUGACGAUCAAGAAUAUUAGGAAUUUUAAUUCCGUGUUUUAUUUUAAAUUAUAAGAAGAAAACAAAAACAGUAUCAUUCGAUGCUUUGGUUUAUGGAAAUGUGGAGGGCUGAUGAUUUUAUUGAAUAAAUUGGAAUUUGAGUAGGGGCCCAGCCGCCCAGGGAGUGUGGAGGGCACAGGAAAAUGCCCAUUAACCCUUUACGAGUAGAGUCCACAGAUGCCCAUUGUUGCUUGCUUAGGAAUUUGGAAUUAUGAAUGGGUCGUCAACAUUACGAUAUUUCUUUAUGCAGAAUUAAUCUCUUUCUUGUAAA
Messenger RNA from Vitis riparia (riverbank grape), 1564 nucleotides. Its product is annotated as mitochondrial uncoupling protein 5. Gene Ontology annotation, molecular function: succinate transmembrane transporter activity; antiporter activity; oxaloacetate transmembrane transporter activity. The record is from RefSeq and is a predicted model, not a curated record. Gene Ontology annotation, biological process: oxaloacetate transport; phosphate ion transmembrane transport; malate transmembrane transport. The transcript has a single exon. Bases 296 to 1252 code for a protein of 318 amino acids. Lineage: Eukaryota; Viridiplantae; Streptophyta; Magnoliopsida; Vitales; Vitaceae. Gene Ontology annotation, cellular component: mitochondrial membrane.